This is a messenger RNA of Thecamonas trahens ATCC 50062, 1131 nucleotides long. Its product is annotated as FAS-associated factor 1. Gene Ontology annotation, cellular component: endoplasmic reticulum. Lineage: Eukaryota; Apusomonadida; Apusomonadidae. Gene Ontology annotation, molecular function: ubiquitin binding. Bases 1 to 1131 code for a protein of 376 amino acids. The record is from RefSeq and is a predicted model, not a curated record. The transcript has 3 exons.
AUGCUUACGGAUGAGCAACAGGCUCUCGUUGCCCAGUUCAAAGCGCGGCAGCGGCGAGUGGUGCGGCUCCGGCUCCCGGCGGCAGCACCGGUGCCGGCGGCGGUGGCAGCGCGGCAGCGCCCGCAGUAUGCGGUCGACCGAAGCGGCGCGGGUCCGAGCACCGGCGGCGACAUGCCUGCCAACCAGGGCAUCCUUGGCAUGGGCGCGUCGCUGCUGUUCUCGAUUCUUUCGGGUGCAGUGGGGUUUGUAGGCACGCUUGCGGCGCCGCUGCUGUCGCUUGUGACCGGAACGACGAUGGGCGGCGGCGGCGGCGGAGCGCAUGCCUUUGUGGCAGCGUUCGAGGCCGAAUACGGCGACGUGCACCCGGCGUUCAUGCUCACGCCGUUUACCGAGGCUGUGCACCGCGCAGCCCGCGAGGGCAAGGUCCUCGUUGUCUAUCUGCACUCGGAGUUCCACGCCGAGACAGCGGCGUUCUGCGAGGGCACGCUGAGUGACCCGGCGCUGGUGCCCCGUAUCGACGAGUCGUGUAUCGCCUGGGCCGGCGACAUUGCCCACCAGGAGGCACACCACGUCUCCACCGCUCUCCGGGCCAGCACCUAUCCGUACCUCGCGCUGGUUGUCGCCUCGCCGCAGUCAAACAACAUUGCCGUUCUCGCAGUGUUCGAGGGCAACACCCCGGCCGAGACCAUUCUCGCCGGCCUGCAGGACGUGACCGGCCGCCUCGACGCUGAGCGCGCCGCCCGCGACCAAGAGGCUGCUGCUGCCGCCGCCACUCGCGAGGCUGACCGCCGCAUCCGCGCUGAGCAGGACGCCGCCUACGAGGCCUCUCUUGCCGCUGACCUUUUUUCGUUCUUUAUGCCCGGCCCUGAUGCCGACGCCGACGGCGUUGUCACCAUUCGGGUCCGGCUUCCCGACGGAGCUCAGAGCCAGCGGCGGUUUGUGGCGAGCCACAAGGUGCAGCAUGUCUACGCUUGGAUCGCCACCUGUGACCUCCCUGACGAGGUCAUCACCUCGGGCUACGUGCUCGUUGCCAAUUUUCCCCGCACCCUCUACACCGACCGCAGCGCGAGCCUCGCCGACGCCGGCCUCGUCGGCCACGUUUCCCUCUUUGUCGAGGCAACUCCAUCGUAG